This is a messenger RNA of Dicentrarchus labrax (European seabass), 3301 nucleotides long. RefSeq names its product coiled-coil domain-containing protein 177. Lineage: Eukaryota; Metazoa; Chordata; Actinopteri; Moronidae. The transcript is spliced from 2 exons. The coding region runs from base 281 to 1969 and encodes 562 amino acids. The record is from RefSeq and is a predicted model, not a curated record.
CGUUAGUCGAUGUUAGCUAGCAAAUCCACUGAGUUAGCAACUAAACUGAUUGUUGGGACUUUUGACUCUCCCGCCGCAGCAGAUAUCACACUACAGUUGCAGGUGAGGUAGAGACAGUGAGCUGCUAUUAAACUGCUGCCUGUCUGGAAAGCCUCUGCUAAUCCCUCCAUGACCUCUCCGUAGUGGAAAGACUGACUGAGACAGUGCCGGAGCACCACGGGAGCAGGAGCACAUUGCUGCAGCGCCUGGAGUCUUCCAGGUAAUUUUUUUCUUUUGCAUCAUGGAGCAGCUGAGGUCCACCUCUCCAGGGCUUCAUUUGGACCUGAACAACUUUGACUCGGCCGAUGCGCAGAGGAGUCCGUUUGUUUUAACGAGCCCCCGCUCGCUGCAGUCCUGUGCACGUCUGGGUGUCAAACCUGUUGAACUUCUGAUUAAAUCCCUGAACGAACUGAUUGCUGAACAGAAUGAUGCGCCCUUCGAGGCGGUGAGAGUUAUGCAUGAAACCUACGAAAGGGAGAGAAAUAAGCUUUUGCAAAUGUGCCGGGAGGAGAGGGAGAGGAUUAUCCAGGCGGCUGGGGACAGGUGGCCAGGUGGUGAGAGUAAAGGCCUGGAAGUGGUGCCUGAGACCAACGAUCUCUCACCAGGGUCCAUCCCGUAUGCAGAUCUGUGCAUUAGAGGGAAAUCUAUGAGCAGGUCCUCCUGUUCGGUUGCUGGUACCAAACACCCAGACAGGAGCACAGUCUGCAGCUUCAGCCUGGGAGACCUCCGGCACUCCCCGGCGACUGAGAUGCAGCUGGAGAGGCUCACCAAGGACAUCAGAAAGGAGAUGUGUGUCACGGUGCCGGAGAGAGACCGCAAGAUUGCAGCUCUCAUGCUGGUGAAGCACGAGGAGGAGCAGGCCUCCCUGAAGCUCUCCAAGCAGGAGGAACAGGAGCGACAGGAGUCCCGCAGGCAGGAGGAGAUCCAGCGGGCUGAGGAAGAGAAGAAGAGGAGGAAGAAACUGAAGCACAACAUGCAACGGUGGCGUGGGGAGCUGGAGGCCCGCAGGAGGCUGAGGGAGCUACGGGAGGAAGAGAGAGCACGAGAACGUGAGCAGGAGGUGCUGCUGCAAGAAGACAGGUGGAGGAGGCUGAAGGAGGAGGUGGAGGCAGAACGCAGAGAAAAGAUAGAGGCGACACAAAAAGAGGCAGGGGGGCGCAAACGAUGCCAGGAGAAGCUGCUGAGAGAGAGGGAGGAGGUGGAGAAGAGGGAGCGAGAGAGGGAGAGACAGGUAGCGAUGGAGAAGGAGCAGAAGGCCAGGAGGAGCAAAGUGUCGCAGGAGAACAAGGAGAAGAAGAGGCUGGAGGAGGGGAAUCGCAAGGAGCUGCUACGGCACGUACUGCUGAAACAGCAGGUGGAGCAGCAGGUGGAGGAAGAGGAGGCGCAGAUGAGGAGCACCCUGGAGAAGAAGCUGCAACACUCCUGCGAGAUACGUGCCCAGGCCGUAGAGGCACGGCAGAGGGAGCUGCAGGAGCGGGCAGCCCAGGAGGAGGAGCAGAUCCAGAGGGCGCGCCUAAGGGCCGAGCUGCAGAGCUACCAGCAGCUCACACACAAACAGAUCCUGGUGCAGCUGAGCCAGCGGCGCAUGGAGAGAGCCGCCCUGCACGCCUCGGCCCGGCACAGGGCCAGAGCCCAGCAGACACACGAGCACAACAGACACAGGCAGCUCUGCCACCAGAGGCUGAGAGAGAGGAUGCAGAGAGAGGAGGAGGCGAUGAGGAAGAUCAGAGAGAGUUGCAUCUCCGUGAAGGAGUGGAGGAGGGAGAGGCUUCGGAUGCAGCGGGAGCAGAUACAGGAGGAGGCGCACAGGCUGGCUUUGGCCUCCUUUCACAUGAGGGAGAGAGUGAGACAGCAUACGCACAGAAGAACCUUUGAUCAGAUGGCUCUGGAGGCUCAGCUGACUGCCUCCAUGCACCACAUGAAACUAUGAAAGAGACGAUUAACUCCCAACAUCAGCACCUCCUCGCACAUGCUUCAGCACAGCUCAGGCAAUAAUAAACAGAGAUGAAUAGGAGCUGCGGUAAAAUAAGAAAAAACUAUUCAGAAAAAACCUCCCUCCUAUCUGCAAUCUAGGAAUGUAAAGACAUGCCAUAGUAGACAAGUAUCUGAAUGUGUUAUAACCAGUGUGCUGCUGUAGGGUGAAUGGUGGGGCCCUUGAACAUGCUGUGGAUCAUUUGGUGUCAGAGAUGUUUCCACAACUGUGAUUUUAGGAGUUAAAUGAAUCACAAACACAUAUUUCAUUUGAUAUGAUGCCGCAGUGUAAGAGUCCCUGAGAUUGUGCCAUAUAUUUUCAAUUUUUUUUUUGUUUACAAUGGUAUUUAAAUUCCUAAAAGUUUAGAAUGAAACUGGAGUGGACCAUGUAGUGUCCUGCCAUCAGGAUAAUAAACUCUAAAGCAGUGCUUGAAGCUUGUUGUGUCCCCUUAAUGGCAGGUUGCAUAUAUCUGUGAGCUGUAAACAACUCACUGUGUGAUUUUCUCUUAGAGAAAGUCUACAUCAUCUUGUAAGACCUGUGAUUUAUCUGACCAGCUCUGUGAGCCACUCCACUUCAUUGUUUUUCUGAGAUAAAUACACACAUAAUGACUUUGUUUGUUACAACACAUAUUGGAUGGAGGUUAAUGGAAACAAGGAGUUUGUAUCAAGUGAUCCAACAUGGCACAGUGUGGUCUUACAGCCCUACAAUGGUUGGCUUUAUAGGGUGGAGGAUCAGGCUGCAGACCAGAGAGUGACGGGUUAAAUUGCGGUCUGCAGCCAUUGGGGUGCUUGAGGGCUGACAUCAGUGUUUUUAAUAUGAUAUGAGCCACCAUUAGCAGCCAGUGGAGUGCAGAUAAGAGAGGAAUUGUGGGACAUUUUCGGGAGGUUGAAGAUGAGCCAAGCUGUAGCGCUCUGAUGCAGACUGAUGGUUAAUGUUUAGCUGACCAUUGUGUUGUUCUUGUGGUCGUCUGACUAUCGUCAGUGUCUCACCAUGUCACCAUGUCUCACUAGAAGCAUUUAAAAAUGUUCUCUAUGUAUUAGGUAGGGCAGAUAAGGCAGAACUGUUAUUACAAGUUUAAAGCAGAACCAUAAUUCAUGGACUCAAGUAGAAUAACAUUUUUAAGUGUAGGACAUAAACAUAAAAGCUCAUAAUGCAUCACUUCUGUUCUGGACUAUAAGAAACUGCUGAAAUUAGCCAUUAGUGGUGUGAUGUUGUAUAGCAUAUAUUGUGUAAUAAUCAGAUUGCUAUGAGAAUCAAGUUUUGUAUAUAUUUGUAUUAGAUUUGCUAACU